AAGCACAUUAGCAGCAGGACGCUAGGCUCUGAUCAAUGGGAGUGGUCCUAAAGUACGUCUGUGCCCGCACGCCUGGCCACACUAGAACGUUUCUGAAAGUUUACAUGACUGACCGCUUCUCACGCGCUCGUGGAUUAGCCUAUACCCGGCCAUUCUCCGUUGAUAUCUAACCUUUGACCUAUCAAGGCUGGAUUUGUGUGGUCACCCCUCUGGAGCGGAACCACUGUCACCACAGUCACAGCCGUGCUGCCAUUGGACACUGCUCUCACUGCUCAAGCACCUAGACACCGGCCAGUGCUUCUUUGAGACUCCCGCAGAUAUCUGACUUUGAGAUGGAGAGCAGCAACAUGUCGCUUUUACCUCUACUUCUACUGUGCCUUGCCAUCGCCACUUCAGCAUCCCAGCAGACCUGUGAGCCAGUGGCGGUCCCUGAAAACCAGAAUGCCUGGAUCAGGUUGAGAGAGAUGCUUCCAGGCUGCUGGACCAACUACACCACUCAGGACGGCAAAGAAGUUCACAUCCUCAGCCUGCACUACACACCUGAGGCUCCCAACAUGUUUACACUGAAUAUGACCGCUGCCCAGCCAAUGCACCUCAUCAUCACCACAGACUCAAAGCAGAUCAUAUACACUGAGGCCCAUGCUAACGCGGAUGUCAGCUUUUACGUGGCAAAUGACUCCAAUAUGCAAUUCAUGGGUACAGUGAACGUCCAGAAAAAAGCCUUUCCCACAGACAAUGAAGCUAUAGUGAGGUGGGCCGCCGAGAAGUUUGGUGGGGUGACGUCCUUCACCACCAUCCAGAACCCAAUGAGCAUCGCUUCCACAGGGAGAGAGGGAACAAGACUCCUUCCAACUGGCUCCAACAACUGUACUCUUGAAAACGAAUGGCAUGCGCUCAAGCACUAUCUGAAGUUAGAAUCAAACAUGCGUUUGCUCAAAUCCUGUUCGAACCAGCUUCCCCACAGCCACACUGAGAAAGAACUGUACAUCGUCAACAUCCCUGAGGAUGUCAGCAUUCGCCAUGUCUCUGUGCAAGUCAUCAGUGAGAGGCAGAUCAGUCUGUUCCUAAGAGGACCUCAGGGUACCAUGUGGAGCAUCCAUGACCCAAAGCACACCAGCUUCAGUUCCAACAACGUGAUCAUGCUUGCUGCCACCAGCAUGAUGCAUCAGAUCCCUCCCACUAUCAACAUCUCCACAGACAGUGCUGAUGCUGUACAGAAGAAGGCCUUGGACCAUUUCAGAGCCAGUACCAUUACCAGCUACUCUGAGAUCCGAACCAAUGGCACCAUGAUCACACUGGUCCUAGGGAAUAAGGACCACACUUCAGUCAAAGAGGCUGCACCAACCAAGACAACCCCAUCGCCCCCUAGCCCCCCUCAGAUGCCUCUGCUCAUGCAACUGUACACCUCUCCAGACUAUCGCUCCCCUCUGGACCCCAACACCAAGGUGCAGAGCGACAAGAGGAUCUACGCAGAGAUCUCAGGGCGGACACUGGGGGAGAUUGUCCUGACCAUCAAGGUGAUCAACUGCUCGGUGCGCUCCAAGGGCUCUUGCCCGGUGGUGAGGGACAUGCCCUUCAGGCCAGAGGAAUGCUCUUCCACCGUGUGCCCCAACAGUACCAGGGUUAGCUUCUCCUUAGAGCUGCUCCAAGACCUGGCCUCCACUAGCUGGGACCUGGAGUGCUUCGUCAAACUCUGCUUCAGCGAGAAAUGUGGAGAUGGAGGAAGAGUGAAGAGGAACUUGGAGGUCACCCAGACAUACAUCCCACCACCAAUGGCGUGUAUUGACUUUGGUCUGUCAGCCGUGCUGGGCAUCGCCUUUGGAGGCUUCCUGAUCGGAGUUCUGCUCAUCGGAGCUCUGUGGUUCAUCAAGAUCCGCACAGGAUACCCCACCGGACUGGAUGUAGGGUCGACUACUGCGAACCUCUCGAGAUGUCCUUGCUCUCUGACCAGCAAACGGCAACCUGUCUCCAACAACCCCUCCCCCUCUGAGAACAGUAGUGCCAAUGCCAGCAUUGGCAGCACUCAAAGCACGCCAACAAGCAGCAUGGCAUGACACCAUCACCAACACCGUCCCCCCUCUCCGUCACACUGAGGGGGCUCCAUGCUAUUUGGUUGCUCUUUCACAAUGCUUAAGAAAGCAUUACCCCCUCUCUUUAGUCACACCCCAUCACGCACCCUUCCUCACCAACCUGAGGGGGGGUUAGGUCGGGGAGGAACAGCUGUAGUCUAGUCCAGGCUCCUAACACCCUCCUCUCCGGCCUCCCAGCAAACGUUCCAGACCGGAAGUCGGAGAGGGUGGGGGAGAAAAUGCCCUGGCUCCCAGCAACAGGAAAAACAAAGCAUAUCCCCAAGAACUAACAGGAAAUUCACUGCAUUCUUUUCAAUGAAUUGUGCCUCUCUGAUGGCGGCACAAUAAGAGUGAGUCAGGGGGGGGAAAAAGACAAAAGAUUUACUUUAAAAACAUUAUUAGAUAAACUGUUUUGGCUCUCAACAUCCACAAUUGUUGUGAUAGGAAAUGUCAAGGCCCCUUUUUCCAGGCAAUUUAGAGAUAUAUUCUGGACUGACAUCCGUUCUUUGACGUUGACUGUAGUUUGAAUUAAAAUUUGUAUUACUGUAUAUGGGUGGCUGGAAGACACCAUGUCAGAUUUAAAAAUUUCAGACAGUAAAAAGCUAGAAUAUCCCAUGUUCUCUUCCAACACCAAGGGGAAUCUGUAUUCAUGGGAUUUAGGAAAGAUUGGGAAAAGGCUACCUCUUAAUUUAUGUAGAUAUCGGAUUGUUAAGCAUAAGCUUGACAAUGGCUUCUUCUGGUGAGCUAGUGAGAUAAAUAAAAACAAUUUUCUCUUUCAUUCCAUUUCACUUGAGUUACAUCAUAUUGUUUUGCUCAGAGCCAUCUCUUACAUACAAGCAGAAUUUAUAACAAAACAUUUCUUGCAAGUCAAAUGUUUCACUAUGUAUACAAAAGUAUGUGGACACCCUUUCAAAUUAGUGGAUUCGGCCAUUUCAGCCACACCGUUGCUGACAGGUGUAUACAUUUGAGCACACAGCCAUGCAAUCUCCAUAGACAAAAAUUGGCAGUAGAAUAAGUGCUGUUAUUGUGAAGUGAAAACGUCUAGGAUCAACAACGGCUCAGCCGCGAAGUAGUAGACCACACAAGCUCACAGAACGGGAUCACCGAGUGCUGAAGCGCGUAGCACGUUAAAAUCGUCUGUCCUAGGUUGCAACACUCACACAGAAUUCCAAACCUCCUCUGGAAGUAACGUCAGCACAAUAACUGUUUGUCUGGAGCUUCAUGAAAUGGCCGAGCAGCUGCACACAAUCCUAAACUCACCAUGCGCCAUGUCAAGCAUCGGAUGGAGUGUUGUAAAGAUCGCCGCCAUUGGACUCCGGAGCAGUGGAUAUGCUCAGUGGAAACGAUCAAUUGUCACACCGAUUGCGAGCCAGGCCUAAAUCGCCCAACAUCAGUGUCCGACCUCACGAAUGCUUUUGUGGCUGAAUGGAAGUAAGUCCCUGCAGCAAUGUUCCAGCAUCUAGUGGAAAGCCUUCACAGAAGAGUGGAUUAUGUUAUAGCAGCAAAGGGGGGACCAACUCCAUAUUAAUGCCCAUAAAUUUGGAAGGAGAUGUUAAACGAGCAGGUGUCCACAUACUUUUGGUCAUGUAGUGUACUUGAGCCUUAGCAAAGAGUUGGUUUUAUGGUAAUUAAAAAAAUAUAUAAUAUUUAUCUCAAAUUGUAUUAUGUCUAGAUACACAUUUCACUUUUUGCAAUGCAAACCAAAGUCAACACUAAAGCAAAAGUUGUUACCAAAGAAAUUGCGCUACAUUUUUAAAGAUGAAGUUUGAAAAUCAAAAUGAUUGAACUCAGGAAAAACUGAGGCAUUAUUGUAAUUUAGGGUGAAAUUAUUUAUGUCAAGUGCCAAGGAAAAUGGAAAUCAGAUAGAUUGAAUCGUAAGUGCAAACCCGUUCUAUGUGUAAGUGUACAAAUGUAAAUGUAUUUUGAUUGUAUUGCCUUGUUUUUACCUCUUUGAAAUUGCUCUCACAAUACAAAGUAAAGCCUUGUGGUUAUGACCUGCUGGGUAUAAAGUGAUACCCCUGUGAUAUUCCCUUCAAACAUUCCAUUCAGCCGUAUCUCCUAAAGAGAUAGCAAUACUGUACCAUAAGUAUACAGUAUAUAAUUAAAAUGUUAUUGUAAUGAUUGUACUAGUUAUUUUAUAGUUCAGUAUGCCAAUGUACAGAAACACAGAGUCUAAUCUAUAUUUGUUAAGCAGUUAAUAAUUCAUUCGUAAUUAAUUUGUUUUGAUACCAUCACCAAAAGCAGCGAUCUUAAAACCAAGUGAGCUUCCUCAACCCAACAUUGUGUUUUUAAUGCCCCAACGUGUUUUUUACAUUUUAUUUUUAAAAUUAUGUAGCUAUUAAUGCGUUGUGUGUGUGUUUCUGUGCAUAUGCACGAGUGAGUGCAUGCAUGCAAGUGUGCAUAUGUGUGUGUGUGUUUGUGCAUACAAGCAUGUGUGUGUGUGUGUGUGAAUGUACUCUAAGAUGUGUACACUCAGAGGAAAACAUUAGAAAUUGCCACUUGAGUAUUUGUGUAAUAUGAGGAGUUAAUUCUAUAUGUAAUGUCAAUGCAGUUUAUUUUGUAGGAGAGUUGUUUCUUAUAUUCUUAUUUUAUAAAUUCCAUAGCUUCUGUGUUAUUCUCCAUAUGUUCCAAAGAACUAGGACUAUUCCCUAUUACUAAAUGCAGUUUUUUACUUGUAUUCAUUUGUAACCAGAUGGCCAUUGAUUUAUACUUUCUAUAUUCCAGUUUAAAUUGUAUGAUUUGUUUUGUUAUUAAUUUCUAUAAACAUCAUUAAAACUACCAUCAAGUCGCUAAAUCCAAACUCCAGAGCCCACAUUACUGGUGUUAUGUAAACAGUUAUUGUUGCUCUAACUUAUUCCGUUCAACUUUACCCUCACCCUAAGCCCCCUACCAUACAAUAACAAAGCUAAUCUUCUCUGAUUCGAGAUACUCUGUACUGGUGUGAUAGGCUGAUGCAUUCCAUUUGUCAUACUGUGGACUAGGUCCCAGCAGCACUUAAUCUUUUGGGGUGUACAGAAACUAACCUCAUCCACCACCAAUAUGCAGCACCCACCUGAUGCACAGCAGCCAUUGUGUGCCAACACCUUUAACUCAUGACAGUCAGUGUAUGAGUGGCGUCCCCUUGAGCUGAACCUCCAAACAGGCAAGCAACAGUGGAUUGAGGGAGAGGUGUAGUAUCAGACAGUCAGUGACAGCUAGGCUCUUUGUGAAUACUGACAGAACACAGGGUAAAUCAGAUGGGCCGUCAGUUAAUCCAGUCAUUAACCCAGCAGAUUCCUGCACGACCUCUGGCUCUGACUUCCUCUGCUCAGAGAUGCACACGCACCAAGCAAUCUUCCACACUCUGCCCGUUUCUCUGUUCUCACAAUGAUAGACAUGGUGUAUGUGUGUUUAAGACAGCGUACGUGCAUCUGAGAGUGUGUGUCUAUUGGGAAGGUGUCUUUAUUUCAAUCCAGAAAGGAGAGGGAAUCUUUGUUAUUGAGUGAUCAACUCAACGCAGUUCUCAGGAUAGGAUGCUCCCAAAUAAACAAGGUCUAUGUGGGGGAGCAAAAUGUCAUCCAGUAUUUCUGUGAUCACAUGCAAUGGUAGUCAUUCAAACAAGCUGAUUAUUUUUUUAGUUUUAUGACAUAAUAUGCUACUGCUUUCCACAUCAUUUCUGCCCUGAAUUUAGCAGGCGCUAUCAACAAAGAUCAGUUGAAAAAAGUUGUGAUACACUACUUUCUGCAAAUGGUCAGUGUGAACCAGAGUGACUUGACACAACGCAAGCCAAACAAGCUGUACAAACAAAACGGAAAUAAAGGGGUUCUAGUCUGCCAUGAAGCGUUCAUCCAUGUGUGCGGUUAAGAGUCUAGCUACAUUUUCAGCUAUUAUACAUUGUAUCAAAACAUUCAAGGACCAUUUUCUCAAAAGUGUGGUUACUAGUUUAUCAACUUGCAAAUAAUUACUUUCCCAUUUUCCUCAACCAUGGUGUAUGAUUUUCAAUUUUGUACAUCUGAGUCUCUGCUUUUAUCCAAUGUAAAACCACCAUUUCAAAUGUUGCUACAAAAGAUCGAAUCGAGGUAGUCGGUCACAUAUUUUGUAACUAAUAGAAUUCAUAAAACCUGAAUACAUUAAAACUCCUCUGGAGAGAGAGGGAGAAUGAAGUGGCCAAGUACUGUAUCUGAACCCUAGUUAACCAUUAGGUCACCCCGCCCCCCCCCACACACACACACACACAGUUCCCUCCACAGGAAUUUUAUUCACAGGAAUACCUUUUUAUGUAAUAAAAAUUAUUCUGAAACGAAAGCAGUGACAUAAAGUCCUUUUCCUCAUAGUGAUCUGUACUGGGCUGCUGUUUUAGAAAUAAGGCCUUAGAUAACGGAGCUUGGAUGCACUUGUGUUUAAUGUAUUUCUCUACACAGAAUGUCACGUCUCAGGAUUGUUAACGUUGUUAGAGUCUGUCAUCUUAACAAAAUGGCUGCUCCAAUUAAAAUAAAAAAAAUGCAUUGUUCUCGUGGCACAGGGAAAUCCAUAUUUCCUUUUAAGGCGCAUUGAACAAACUCAAAUUAUACCAUAUGUAUGUGUAUGUUGUCUUUUGAAAAAUGUAUAUAUGAUUUGUGUAUCAAACAUCUUAAUAAAAUGAAUAAACCAAA
Salvelinus fontinalis (brook trout) is the source of this 6700-nucleotide messenger RNA. Its product is annotated as endoglin-like. Lineage: Eukaryota; Metazoa; Chordata; Actinopteri; Salmoniformes; Salmonidae. The record is from RefSeq and is a predicted model, not a curated record. Bases 333 to 2054 code for a protein of 573 amino acids. The transcript has 14 exons.